AGGGGGACCCACCGCUCUCCGGCCCCACCCGUCAUUGGCGUGAGGGGAAGGGAGAGAGCGGGAGGGGGGAUUUUUAUUUAGGAUUUUCUUUUAUCUGUAUUUUUUUUUAUUAAGAGAAAGCCUUCCCGACUCCGUCUCCUCCUCCCCUCGUCGUCGUCGUCGUCGUCGUCUCGCCUUCGCCGCCGAGGCGGAACAAUUCCGCGGGGAGUUCGCUGAUUAAUCCGGCCGAAUCCUGAAAUUCCCCUUGAGCAAUCGGGAUAAGGCGUAGGAAUCUUGCGCGGGAAGGGCUAAUCGAAUCGGUUGGGCUGUACGGAGAUGGAUGAGAAGGUGAAGAUGGAGAGCAAGCUGUCCUCCGCGGCGGCGUUCGUGGAGGGAGGUGUGCAGGACGCCUGCGACGACGCCUGCAGCAUCUGCCUCGAGGCCUUCUGCGACAACGACCCCUCCACGGUGACGAGUUGCAAGCAUGAGUACCAUCUGCAGUGCAUUCUUGAAUGGUGCCAGAGAAGCUCUCAGUGUCCCAUGUGUUGGCAGCCUAUCAGCAUGAAGGAUCCUAUGAGCCAAGAACUACUUGAGGCUGUUGAGCAAGAGAGGAACAUUCGAGCUAACCGUUUGAACACUGCCGCUGUUUUUCACCAUCCAGUAUUGGGUGAUUUUGAGGUCCCUGUAGGAGCUGAUGAUGCUGAACUUGAGGAGCGCAUUAUACAACACUUGGCUGCUGCUGCUGCAAUGCGUAGGUCACACAGACAUGGUAGAAGAGAUGGACAUCGUAGCCGAUCUGGAUCUCAUAGCCGCCCACAAAUCGUGGUGUUUUCAAGGAAUGAGGCUAUUCCUGGUGGCUCCCUGCAUGCAAGUUCAGGCCAAGAUGAAGACCAUGAACAAUCUUCUGACUUAGGUUCUGCUCAUCCUUUUGCUGCUCUUGCUGCUGUAGACCAAGGACAUAUGAGUGGUGGUUCGCAGCUAUACGUGGGUCAUUCUGACCAGGGUGCUUCAAAUCCAUCUCUGCAUGAUGAGAGAGCAAUGAGCAGGACAUCUGAAAAUCAAUCUGCACCUGUCAAUCAAGAUACAGCAGGACCAUCUGAUUUGCAGUCAUUCUCUGACACGCUGAGAUCUCGCCUACAGUCAGCUUCGAUGAAGUAA
Molecule: messenger RNA, 1137 nt
Organism: Oryza sativa Japonica Group (Japanese rice)
Lineage: Eukaryota; Viridiplantae; Streptophyta; Magnoliopsida; Poales; Poaceae
Product: E3 ubiquitin-protein ligase RHF2A
Source: RefSeq, a predicted model, not a curated record